Molecule: messenger RNA, 1039 nt
Organism: Alosa alosa (allis shad)
Lineage: Eukaryota; Metazoa; Chordata; Actinopteri; Clupeiformes; Clupeidae
Product: E3 ubiquitin-protein ligase TRIM62-like
Exons: 4
Coding region: 77-433 (118 amino acids)
Source: RefSeq, a predicted model, not a curated record
GAGAAGAUUGAGGAGAUGAAGAUUGAGGAGAUGAAGAUUGAGGAGAUGAACAGAGAGAUCUCAUCUCUUUGACAAAAUGAGAGCCAUGGCAGAAAAUAUAAGAACUGAUGAUGUCACAUCCCUGCAUAAUAGCACAGCGGAAAGUUCUGAACCCGCACCCACAGCAGCACCAACACCCCAGUGCACACAGCAGGAUCUAGAGACGGUUCAGAUCAAUGUGGCAAAACACCUGGACAACCUGGAGGGCACACUCGUGAAGAAAAUGAUCCAAAAGAUUGCUCCUGUGGCUCUGGAUCCCAACACUGCACACCCAGAUCUCAUCCUGUCUGAAAAUCUGACCAGGAUGACAUAUGUUAAAAAUAACCCAAAGAGAUUUGAUAAGUACGGCAGCGCCCUGGGCUCUGUGGGCUUUAACUCAGGGACUCACAGCUAGGAUGUGGAGGUUGGAGAGAACUCAAUGUGGAAUGUGGGUGUGAUGACAGAGGGUGUCUUGAGGAAGGGAGACUACAGCUUCAGGAGUGGACGGUGGUGUGUGUUGUAUGAUGGUGCUGUAUACGGAGCAUGUGCUCCUCAUGCCCCCACUCUCCUCACAAUGAAGCAGAAACUCCAGAGGAUCAGAGUGCAGCUGGACUGGGACAGAGGAAAGGUGUUAUUCUCUGACCCUGAUAAUAACACACACCUAUACACUUUCACACACACUUUUACUGAGAGAGUGUUUCCAUACUUCAAUACUGACCGCACUCUAAGGAUCCUACCAGUGAGUCCUCAGUAACAGCAGAGCGGCACAGUUCUGCUUUGGGCACCCAAAUUGCCAGCAGCGGCACUGAUUACAGAUACAGAUAAUGCUGACACUGUGCACCCCUAGUACAGACACACACACACACACACACACACACAGAUAUAGAUACAGAUAAUGGUGACACUGCACCCCUAGUACACACACACACACAGAUACAGUUACAGAUAAUGGUGACACUGGGCACCCCUACAGACACACACACACACACACAGAGAAAAGAAACAGUUACAGAUAAUGGUA